AUGGCCCUCUUCGGUUCUUCCUCCGCCUCCGCCGAGGCCUCCUCCCCCUCCACCAGCCAGGAGAUCAAGGCCUCGCUCAUCCGUCAGGUCCAGGAAGAGGCCGCCAUGAGCAAUGCCCGGAGCCUGAUCGGCAAGGUCAACGAGCACUGCUUCGACGCCUGCGUCCCCACGCCCGGCUCCUCCCUUACGGCCAAGGAGUCCACCUGCCUGUCGCAAUGCAUGGAGAAGUACAUCGGCUUCUGGAACGCCAGCAGCCGCGCCUACAUCGCCCGUGUCUCCAAGGAAUCCAAGAGCCUGGGCGGCGCCGACCUGUCCGGUGUUUCUCUGUGA
Messenger RNA from Aspergillus fijiensis CBS 313.89, 330 nucleotides. It is a transcript of the gene tim13, whose product is annotated as protein translocase subunit TIM13. The transcript is spliced from 2 exons. Lineage: Eukaryota; Fungi; Ascomycota; Eurotiomycetes; Eurotiales; Aspergillaceae. The coding region runs from base 1 to 330 and encodes 109 amino acids. The record is from RefSeq and is a predicted model, not a curated record.